AUGAACGGCAAGCAGGUCUACUCCCCAAGGAGUUCCACGGAUCAGUCCGGUGGUGGGACUCUCGGAACUCGCUCGACAAGAACCGACUACGAUUUGGAGCGAUCCAAUCUAGGCCCGAUGCUUUCUGUCGACUUCUCUGCUCCCCUGGCAGGGGAUCAGCGACAGGAGAGGAUCAAACAGAUGACAAAGAAUCAUCCCUCUAUUGAAAGAUCUCGCAGCAUCCAGGAGGUUUUGGUUAAUGUGCAGACAGCUUUGCGACGCAUGCCCGGAGUUUCAACCGGUGAAUCUAAAGAGAUUAAUGACCAGCUCAAGGAGGCGGGACAGAUCAUCAGUCAAGAUACUAAUCAACUUGUGCGCGACCUGAUGAGCUCGUCCCUGGAGCUCCAGGAAAAUAAUCAGGCUGUUAUCAGAAUGAGCAUUGAGUCCAAUCUUCUCAAGGCCACCGUGGACCAGAAGGACCAGGAGGUCAACCACCUCCGCCAACAGCUUACCGAAGCGCAUGAGAGACGCGAAGAGACAGAUGUUUACGUCAAGCAGAUACUGGACGAUCUUAAUAGCGUGACUGACGAGGCGAAGACUUUGAAGGAGUCGGCCCAGAACUGCGACGCUUCUCACGAAGGAUGCGGGAAGCUGAUUAAGGUAAUACAACAACUCGAGGCAUGUUUUCGUCCUACUAACGAGGCCCAAUCCCCACCACAGGGUCUUGAAGAAACCGUUCAGCAUCUGGAGGAACAGGUGAACAAUCGGCGAUCCCUUUGGGUGAUGAAGCAUCCCAGCCCCGAUUCUCUCGCCCGCGCGAUUGAAACUUUGGCUGAUGCGGUGCCCGAGAAGGAUAAGGAUGCCAUUGCCAGGAGCUUCAAGACGCUCCGCAUGAAGACUUCAAAGGAGAACCUCCUCGCCACCAGUGAUCCGAUUCCUGCCGCGACCCAAGAGCCUCGGCAGAAGUACCGCAACUUCGCUGCCAUGACCCGGGCACCAUCUGCCUUCCAGCCCAUGGAGCGCACUUCUACCGUGAUGCCAACCAAGUUCUCACCAUUGCAGGCCGGUCCGCCACGAGCACCCACCGUCAACCAACAUCGAAGCGGUGCCCAAACCCCUUGGUUUCACACCAACGGAGGUAGUGUACCUCGUCAUGUCAACACUCCGCUUGCGAGUGCGCCGCCAGCCUUUGGUGGCGGCCACCGGAAUGGCGUUGCCCGCCGAGGCAGCCAGCUUCAGCUCCCAACCUCAUAUCGGGGUGGUGCCCCAGACUUUUACCCAACUUCUAUCUUUUCGCCUGCUGUGAGUAGUCCGCCGAAGAGGCCAGUGACACCCCUGGACGAUGUGAACCAAGACCCUUGGUAUCCUAGAUAUCAUCUUCCAAGUCCACAGCGACUGACUGAGGGUGACGAGCCCCGUGUUUUCCAGGACCCCUUCAAUGUGAACAAUACCAACAGCUCUGCGCUCGUGGGCCGCAACGGCCGGCACACCCCGUCCCUGAUCCACAUGACUGAGCGCACCGUCAUCGAAUGGUCCAGGCAGAUGUCCGACUUCUAUGCCACCAUCCGGACCUUUGUCGACAAGCACGCGGGCUGCCCCCUCGCCCAGCACCCGGCUUCUCUGCACGACACGGCCAUCUGGCCGGUUCUCCUGCGCACAUACCUCCCGCUCUCCCAGGACGAGGCCCAGGCCUACCUCGACUUCCAUCUUAGGGACGGCACGUCAAAGCUUUGCCUCGUGACCCGGGUCAUUGUCGACUAUGUCGUCAACAUUGUUUGGGUGGCUAGUGCCUGGAAGGGCAGCGAAGAUGAGUCUUCGCGCCUUCUGGACAACUUGAUCAUAGACCUUGCAACAACCCAAGGCCAGGCAUCCGCCGUCCGCCAGCCCCUCCUGGACCGCCAGGCAUCAAUCAUCUGCGCCAUCAUGGACAAGCAGGAGCCGGGCUCCGUCUUCUACAAGUCCAAGAUCGAGCAGAUCGCGGGCUCGCUGCUCACGAACCUGCAGCCGCUCCUGAACGAGUACACGUCCGCGUACGACGCCUUCAAGGACCUCAUCGCCGUCGCGGAGAACGCGUGGGAGCUCUCCUCGAGGAUCCUCAUAAGCAGACUGACCUUUGACUUCCGCUUCCCCGAGAUCGGCAGCCGCUUCUCGAGCCAGAGCAUGACGCCCAUCUGGCCCGUGCAGGUCGACCCGACCGAGCUGCAGGCCAAGCACUGGCGCGUCGCGCUCGUCACCACGCCCGUCAUCACCUGCCGCAACGACACGGGGACCAACAUCUCGGCGCACUCGGUGGCGCACGCGGAUGUCAUCUGCAUGCAGUGA
Molecule: messenger RNA, 2301 nt
Organism: Clonostachys solani
Lineage: Eukaryota; Fungi; Ascomycota; Sordariomycetes; Hypocreales; Bionectriaceae
Source: the annotation of a GenBank genome assembly